This is a messenger RNA of Anoplopoma fimbria (sablefish), 3326 nucleotides long. RefSeq lists its product as uncharacterized. Lineage: Eukaryota; Metazoa; Chordata; Actinopteri; Perciformes; Anoplopomatidae. The record is from RefSeq and is a predicted model, not a curated record. Gene Ontology annotation, molecular function: protein binding.
AUGCUUCACAUUCGGAGCGACCUGAAGACCUGGAGACCUGCAGACGGCCUCACUCGGUUCACCACUAGAACCCUCAGAACCCUCCAGAACCCUCAGAACCCUCAGAACCCUCCGGACCGGUCGUCUCCUCGGACUCUGCCGGCCUGUCGGAGGUCCCGCUGCGGAUCGGAGGCUGAGCAGGAGGAGCAAGUACAAGACAGACCAGUAUCACAGGUAUCACCAGUAUCAGGUAUCACAGGUAUCACCAGUAUCACCAGUAUCACAGGUAUCACCAGUAUCACAGGUAUCACCAGUAUCACAGGUAUCACCAGUAUCACAGGUAUCACCAGUAUCACAGGUAUCACCAGUAUCACAGGUAUCACCAGUAUCACCAGUAUCACAGGUAUCACCAGUAUCACCAGUAUCACAGGUAUCACCAGUAUCACAGUAUCACAGGUAUCACCAGUAUCACAGGUAUCAGGUAUCACAGGUAUCACCAGGUAUCACAGGUAUCACCCAGGUAUCACCAGGUAUCACCAGUAUCACAGGUAUCACCAGUAUCACCAGUAUCACCAGUAUCACCAGUAUCACAGGUAUCACCAGUAUCACAGGUAUCACCAGUAUCACCAGUAUCACAGGUAUCACCAGUAUCACAGGUAUCACCAGUAUCACAGUAUCACAGCUGUAGAUGUGACCCGCCUCCUCUUAACCAACACUUCCUCUCUGCUGCACUCCCGGUGCACCAUGGGAUUUGCGGUCCUUUUCACCCUCCUCCUCUGCGUGGUGACAUCAUCAGUGUGUGCUGGAGUGGGCGGGGCCAGUCAGGGUGGCGCUGUGCUGUGUCCUCUGCAGUGUGUGUGUGAGACCAGACCCUGGUACACGCCACAGUCCGUUUACCACCAGGCCAAAACCGUGGACUGCAACGAGCUCCACCUGCACCGAGUACCAGCCAACGUCUCCUCGGACACACAGGUUCUGCUGCUGCAGAGUAACAACAUCUCCUCCAUCAACACGGAACUGCAGAGUUUGACCAACCUCACGGAACUGGACCUGUCCCAGAACCACUUCACCCAGGUGAGCUCUAUGGGUCUGUCCACUCUGGGCCGGUUGGUGACUCUGUACCUGGAGGAGAACCACAUUGAGGAGUUGGAGGACUUCAGUCUGAGGAACCUGUCCAGUCUGGAGGAGCUCUACAUGAACCACAACCGCAUCUCCUCCAUAGGACCAAAAGCCUUUGCUGGACUCACUAACCUGCUGCGGCUCCACCUGAACUCCAACCGGCUGGUGGCCAUCGACAGCCGCUGGUUCGAGUCCCUGCCGUCCCUGGAGAUUCUGAUGAUUGGGGAGAACCCCAUCCUGGGUCUGGAGGAGAAGAACUUCCUGCCUCUGUCACGCCUCCACAGCCUGGUUCUGGCUGGGAUGGGUCUGGCCUCCGUCCCCUCCGCUGCCUUCAUGGGCCUCGACUACCUGGAGAGCCUCUCCUUCUAUGACAACCGGCUCAGGUCUGUUCCUCGGGACGCUCUGAGCGUUCUCCCUAACCUGAAGUUCCUGGACCUGAACAGGAACCCGAUCAGCCGAGUCCAGCAGGGAGACUUCCAGAACCUUCAGCACCUGGAGGAGCUCAGUCUGAACAACAUGGAGGAUUUGUUGAUGGUGGAGCAAUCAGCUUUCAAGAAUCUUCCAGAAAUCGCUAAACUGGAAAUCUGCAGCAACCCGAGACUUUCUUACAUCGACCCACAGGCCUUCAGUCUUGAGCUGUCCUCCCUGCGGACCCUCCUGCUGCACAGUAACCAGCUGGGCCUCCUCUCUGGAGACCUCCUCUCGUCCCUCCCGUCCCUGGAGGAGGUGUCUCUCCACUCGAACCCCCUGAGGUGUGACUGUCUCUCCUCCUGGGGUCCUCACCUCGGCAACCAGUCUCACCUCAAGAUGCUGGAGUCCUCCAUCACCCUCUGCUCCUCCCCCCCUCACCUGAUUGGUCGGGAGCUGCAGGAGGUGGUGGGGGCCGGAUGGGGUGGGGCCGGCGGCGGAGGGGAGGCCAACAGCUGCCUGCCUCACAUCUCUCCUCACGCCUUCCCCACCAUGAACGUUAGCACUGGGCAGCCAAUCACACUGGAGUGCUGGGCGGACGCUGACCGCCCCCAGUUCUACUGGGUGACGCCCACUGGAGACAAGGUGAGCUCGGAGGCAGUGGCUGCACCAAUCGUAUCAGAGGAGGGGCGUGGCCUGAGCAGCAGGAAGAAGAAGAAGCAUCGCGUGUCGGAGCCAGGAGCGCUGGUGAUCGAACAUGCGGAGCCAUCGGACACAGGUGUGUAUACCUGUGUAGCGUGGAACAUGGAGGGCGCCGACACAAAGAGCGUCUCCGUGUCCGUGGACUCUCGGGGGUCCGUGGACUCGUGGUCCGGCUGGGGGAUCCGGUGGGGCGGUGAACCCGGCAGAGAGCUGCCCUGGCUGGGGAACUCGUCCGGUGCUGCAGCCUCUCUGGUGGUGCUGGCCAAGGUGGUUCACGCCCAGUCGGUGGUGUUGGAAUGGAAGUUGUUUCCCAGUGGAAGACCUUCGUCUGUUGGUCAGAACCAGCAGGACGCCCCCCUCCCUCUGACCCGCUGGACCAGCGCCACCGUGCACAUCGACAACCCUCAGAUCAGCUACACCGCCAAGGUUCCAGUGGAUGUUCAGGAGUAUAAUCUGACUCACCUCCUUCCCGCCACAGAGUACCACGUCUGCCUCACCGUCUACUCCUCUCCUCCCCACUCCUCCUCCCUCAGCUCCUCCCCUCCCCCCUCCUCCCCCAUCCACACCUCCUGUCUGAACGUCACCACCAAGGAGGCGGGUUUCUCGGUGGAGCUGGUGGUGUCGCGGCGCAGCAGCGUGGCGCUGGCGGCCGUCAUGGGCUCCAUGUUCGCACUUUCCAUCAUGGCGCUGCUGGUGGUCUACAUGGGCCGCCGCGUGCAGCAGCACAAGUCCUGCGGACACUCGCUGAAGAAGUACAUGCAGCACGCCACCUCCAUCCCGCUGAAGGAGCUGUACCCGCCGCUCAUCACGCUGUGGGAGAGCGAGGCCGAGAAGGACAAGGAGGACAAGGAGGAGGAGGAGCAGAGGGAGGCUGGGGAGAGGCGGGAGGAGGAGGCGGGGGGGAGUCAGAUCGACACCACAAAGACCUACAUGUGGUAGCUGGAGGAGGAUCAGCAGGAGGACCAAGAGGCGAACCGGAGGAAAGUUACCAGCAAAGAGAGAAGUCACAUGACCCAACGGGAGACAAGCGUCCACGAUGUCCACGAGAAGAGAAGAAGAGACGACGGAGAACCCUUAGAGGAACCAUCCUGGUGUUUUUAUGUUCCUGAUCAGUCUGC